CCAGCCCACAGAGGCAGGGCCCUUCUUUGUAAUUGGGCUAAACUUUGAUAAGGACUACACUGUUACCUAACCCUGGAAGGACAGUCCAGUUGGGAGACAACAUGGCAGCUGCAGGGAAGGUGAUCCGGUGCAAAGCUGCAGUAGCAUGGGAGGCUGGGAAACCUCUCGAGAUGGAGGAGGUGGAAGUGGCACCUCCUAAGGCUGGGGAGGUUCGCGUCAAGGUUGUGGCCACGGGGAUCUGUCACACUGACUCCUACACACUGAGUGGCUCCGACCCUGAGGGAGUUUUCCCCGUCGUGCUGGGCCACGAGGGAGCCGGUAUCGUGGAGAGUGUCGGAGAGGGAGUCAUCAAGUUUCGACCAGGGGACACGGUCAUACCCUUAUAUGUCCCACAGUGUGGAGAGUGCAAGUUCUGCAGAAAUCCCAAAACCAACUUGUGUCAAAAGAUCAGGCUCACUCAGGGCAAAGGACUGAUGCCAGAUGGGACAACCCGUUUCUCCUGCAAAGGCAAAAGCCUCUUCCACUUCAUGGGCUGUAGCACAUUCUCUGAGUACACUGUGGUGGCUGAGAUCUCCCUGGCCAAAGUGGACCACAAGGCCCCCCUGGACAAGGUUUGUCUGCUGGGCUGUGGCAUCACCACUGGUUAUGGAGCUGCUUUAAACACUGCCAAGGUGGAGGCUGGGUCGACAUGUGCAGUGUUUGGCCUGGGGGCGCUGGGCCUCGCAGCAAUCAUGGGCUGUAAAGCAGCCGGGGCAGCUAGAAUAAUUGGAGUCGAUCUCAACCCUGACAAGUUUCCAAUUGCUCAAGGUUUCGGGGCCACAGACGUGGUGAACCCAAAGGAGCACAACAAGCCAAUUCAAGAGGUCCUGGUAGAGAUGACAGAUGGAGGUGUGGACUACUCCUUUGAAUGUGUGGGCAAUGUGGCAAUCAUGAGAGCAGCCCUGGAGGCCUGCCAUAAAGGUUGGGGCACUAGCGUCAUCAUCGGGGUGGCAGCAGCUGGCCAAGAGAUCUCCACCCGGCCCUUCCAGCUGGUGACUGGGCGCACCUGGAAAGGCACUGCCUUCGGAGGAUACAAGAGUGUCGACAGUGUUCCCAAACUGGUUGAGGAGUAUAUGAACAAGAAGCUCAAAGUGGAUGAAUUUGCGACUCACACUUUGCCCUUUGAGAAGAUCACUGAAGGUUUUGAUCUCAUGCAUGCUGGUAAAUGUAUCCGAGUCGUCCUCCAGUUCUAGAUGCCGAGGAGCAAAGAAAACCAUGUCCUCACUCCAUGUUUACUCUACUCAGUUUAAUAAAUAAUGUUUCAGUUCCCUGUCUGAGUCUGUUUAAUUUGAACAAUGCAGUCAGACUCCUCUUUGAUCAGACCCCCCCCCCCGUGGGAUAACAUAUGCACAGAGGCAAUUGUGAGGAGGCAAAACAGAGGAAACAAAACAAGAUUAUUCAGAAAGAUUCAGAAAUACCCUUUGAUCUAGACUGAAUGAAUAAUGAGGCAGUACAACCACAAACAGCCAAAUGGCAUCAGUGUUGGCAGGUUGUUAAUCGAUAAGGACUUGCUGAGUAGGAACAGCACAGACAGAGGCCUGAUGAAGUUGUUUGAAGCAUGUUGAAAACACUGCAGAUACAGUCCAGCCAGUUUAAAUACUUGCAAAACCUUCGUUUGAUUAUGCUCCCAGCAAGAUUUGAGCAUAAGACUGGUUUUAGUCUUUUGUCUGGCUCACAACAGGUACACAAACUUUUCACUGUAAACUGAAGUGUCUCCAAACUUGGGGAACGUACUGUCACUUCCAAAAUGUCGACUCAAACUGUAACCGACUUGGGAGAAUUACUGCGACGCCUCGUACUCAGCUAUGCCAUUCCUAGUUAGGCAAAGCAUGUCAAACAGCCAUGUUUCCCAACAGCUCAGUUCACGCUCUACAGUGGAAAAGCAAAAAAAAAUUUUUUUUCUCCUGUUUCCUGCCCUGCUCUAUUUCUUUGGUGACGACAACCGGUCUAUUCAGGACACAUAAUAUUGAAAUCGACAACUCAUAGGGAUUGUGGGCCUUUUAGCUUGAGGGGGUUAUUUAACCUCCAACUAUUUCUGAUUCUCAAUAGGCCUUUUUUCACCUCAGAAAAAGCAGGAAAAGCACGUGUAAAGUAAUUUGUCAUGCAGUAAAUUUAUCAGAGCAUUACAACAUUGUAUGUUUAUCAUAUUUAGUCAUUUGAAAAUAAAAUGGUCAAACAGUAAUUCUUAUCAAAAAAGGGUCUCCACUGGUCUUUUUCUUAUACAGACAGACAGGAAUGAGAAUAAAUGUGUGAUUUAUGCACAAGUCAGUACUUGAGAUUAUGUAGAGUAAGAAUGGCUUUUGAAAACUAAAUAUGCUGUAUUAAUGUAAAUAUACAGUAAAUAAUAAUGUUUAGGAGUGCUUUGGUAGCUGAAUGGUUACAGCACAUGCCAUGUACUGCAAAGUCCAUGGUUCGAUUCUAGCCUGGGACCUGCAACAGUGUUCCCAGGCCAUUGUUUCGUGUCUCCUAUCCAAAAUGAACUUUCCAAUAAAGUUAAAAAAAAAAUGCCAUGAGGAUAAUGUAUUAAAAUUGAUAAAGUUA
This is a messenger RNA of Xiphias gladius (swordfish), 2580 nucleotides long. Its product is annotated as alcohol dehydrogenase class-3 chain L. The record is from RefSeq and is a predicted model, not a curated record. NCBI's taxonomy places the organism in Eukaryota, Metazoa, Chordata, Actinopteri, Istiophoriformes, Xiphiidae. The coding region runs from base 102 to 1232 and encodes 376 amino acids. Gene Ontology annotation, molecular function: S-(hydroxymethyl)glutathione dehydrogenase [NAD(P)+] activity; zinc ion binding. Gene Ontology annotation, cellular component: cytosol. Gene Ontology annotation, biological process: formaldehyde catabolic process. The transcript is spliced from 9 exons.